AUGAGUUCUGAUUUGAUCACCGAGGCGGGCAAGGUCAACCACGCAGGGCGGGCACCGGCGGCCCUGCGCGCCGCGGCCGCGGCGGGUGCAGCGGGCCCAGAGGCCUGGGCGGCCAGCUGGGUGGACGCGGAGAUCGCGAGGAGCCCCGUGGUGCUGUUCGGCAACUCCGCUUGCGCGGCCUCUCGUGCCGUGGAGAGCGCGCUGCGGGACGCGGGCGUGCACGCGCAGGUGGUGGAGGUGGACCGCAUGGCGCUGGCAGCUGGCGGGUCCUGGCCAUCGCUCGUGUCCAGACACUUGGCGGUUCGGGCUGGCUGCGACGAGGGCGGGGUGCUGCCAGCACUCUUCGUCGGCGGCAAGCACGUGCGCGAGGGUUCCCAGCCUUUCACGAGCAUCGAGUUCAUGCGGCGGUGUUCGCUCGCUGGGGCGGUGAGUCUGCAUCCAGUGGACACAGUUGCGAGCGAGAACUGGUCUGUGAUCGAGGCUGGGGCUCGAAAGGGCCGCGUUCGACCGCCGAAAGACUUCAAUGGACGCAGAUGGUAUAUGGACAAGCCUGACAUGGCGGAAUACCCAAACGAGCACAACGAUCUUGCGCGCAUUGAGUAUGGGAAGUAUUUAAGCGCCCCUCAGAUGGGUUGGUACCAGCCAACCGCCGCGGGAGAGGAGCUCAUGCGUCAACGAACGCUCUUGGACGCGCCUCACAAGCCCGACGAGAGCGUCGGCGACGUACACAAGAAGCGCCCUGACUUCUCUUACAUGGACCUCGCGUUGACAAGGGAUUACGGAAGCUUUGGACGUGCCUCGCGGAAAAGAAACCUGGUGGACAAGGCGAAGUUCGACAGCGUCACGCGCGAGAUGUGUGUCCGCGAGGGCCUAUCCAGGGAUGAGCUCCUCUGGGUCCUGACCCUCAAUCGGAAGCAGCUGGCCUCGGAGCUGACCCUGCGGCACCUCCGCGACCUGGUCGUCCCCGCCGUGGACAUCGAGAACCUGCGGGACGCCCUCCGAGACGCGCUGCGCGCCGAGCGCAGGUACAGCCCCACGCGGCACGUCCGGCCCGGGAGCGCGGCGGAGCUGACCGCAGACCAGCUCGCGGAGGAGAUCAAGGCCGACUCCGGCACCGUGCUGCUCGUGGCGGUCGUCAGCCCGCGGAGCCCGCCCUCGCUCCGCCUGGCCCCGGAGGUGGGCCGAGCGGCCGCCCGCCUGCAGAAGGCGGCCCGGAUCGUGGCCGUGGACGGCCUGGUGGCCCCGGACGUGUGCCGCCACUUCAAGGCCGCGGGGGCGGCGAGCCCGCGCCCCACCCGGACUCUCAGAGGAGGGAAGGGUACCCCUAUAUAG
Messenger RNA from Prorocentrum cordatum, 1332 nucleotides. NCBI's taxonomy places the organism in Eukaryota, Dinophyceae, Prorocentrales, Prorocentraceae. The record is from the annotation of a GenBank genome assembly.